Triticum turgidum subsp. durum (durum wheat) is the source of this 1593-nucleotide messenger RNA. The record is from the annotation of a GenBank genome assembly. NCBI's taxonomy places the organism in Eukaryota, Viridiplantae, Streptophyta, Magnoliopsida, Poales, Poaceae.
AUGGAGCCUCCCACCCUCCCCAAUUACCCGCCCCCCGCGCCCCGCUUCUUCCAGCCCACGCCCCCCGGCCUCCCCCUCGUCGGCGCCAACCACACCUCCGCCCGCUUCUGGACCGGCAUGGAGCCGGCGGCGAGGAAGUGGCACGGGAAGGGGCUCCUGACGCGCGCGCUCCUCCUCGGCGUCGCCGCGCUCGCGCUGCGCCUGCUGUACGGGGCGUUCGUGACCGUGGGCGGCGGGUGGGCGCCCGACCCGGCCGUGCCGUCCACCGCGGUGGUCGGGAGGAGGACCCACGCCCAGGCCGCGGCGGCCGCGGGGACGCCGGAGGCGUGGCGCAGCCACGAGUGGCGCCAGGCGGUGGAGUUCCACGCCGGGGUCCUCGGGCGGCACCUCGCCGACGGCCUCCUGGCGUCGUCCUCCCGCGCCGUCUGCCUCGGCGGGGCCCAGCAGGCGCUCGCGCUGCGGGAGCUCGGCGUGGCCGGCGCCGUCGCCGUCGCGAGGAGGCGCUCCCCGCCGCUCGCCGUCGCCGGUGACGACCGCCGCCUGCCGUUCGAGUCCUCCUCCGUCGACUUCGUCUUCGCCGGCCGCGCCCUCGACUCGUCCAAGCGCCCGGCCGACCUCGCCGGCGAGGCCGCGCGGAUCUUGAGGCCGGAGGGCCAUCUCGUCGUGCUCACCUCCAGCGCCGCCGACGCCUACAGCCUCCGCUCGCUUCAGGCGCUCUUCCCGGCCUUGCGGUUGCGCCGAUCUCGCGAGAUCAACUGCCCCGACGCGUCCACCCUCCGUGAACUGGUCUUCCAGAAGCUUCAGCCGACUAUGGCGUCCACCUCCACCGACAAUUCAGCGAGCAACUGCACAAUUGGCGAUCACAAGAUCCAGCUCCUGACGCGCGCCGAGCUGCUGAUCGAGGAAGAGCCGCUGAAGCCAUGGCUGACGCUGAAGCGAAACAUCCAGAACAUCAAGUACCUUCCAGACCUUGCCGACAUCAGCUUCAAGCGCCGGUAUGUGUACGUUGAUCUCGGCUCACGCAGCUACGGGUCCAGCAUCGGCAGCUGGUUCCGGAAGCAGUACCCCAAGCAGAACCACACCUUCGAGGUGUUCGCCAUCGAGGCCGACCCGACGUUCCACCCUGAUUACGCCACAAGGAAGGGGGUCACAUUGCUUCCGUAUGCCGCCUGGGUCAAGAAUGACACGCUCAGCUUCGAGAUCAAUGGCGACCCUGGAAAGGAGGAUGAGGCUAAGGCCAGUGGCCGUGGCAUGGGGCGCAUCCGCCCCACGGCCGGUAAGAAGAUGUCCGGCAAGGUGCGCAGUGUGCAGGCAUUUGAUUUCGCCGAGUGGCUGAAGCAGACGGUGUCGGAGCAGGACUACGUGGUGAUGAAGAUGGAUGUGGAGGGGACUGAGUUUGACUUGAUCCCGAGGCUCUUCGACACGGGCGCAAUCUGCUUGGUCGACGAGGUGUUCCUCGAGUGCCAUUACAACCGGUGGCAAAGGUGCUGCCCUGGCGAGCGGUCGCCCAAGUAUCAGAACACAUACGAGGAGUGCCUGGAGCUCUUCAGCUCGCUCCGGGAGAGCGGCGUUCUUGUGCAUCAGUGGUUUUGA